This is a messenger RNA of Amborella trichopoda, 924 nucleotides long. Lineage: Eukaryota; Viridiplantae; Streptophyta; Magnoliopsida; Amborellales; Amborellaceae. The record is from RefSeq and is a predicted model, not a curated record.
AUGGAUAAUGCUAUGGAAUGGUUAGUUGAUGAUGAUGAGGUCGAGGAGCAUGAAAGAUUGAUAUGGGACAUGAUCAUAGAUGCUUCAGGGACAUUAGUUGACCCUCUUAGAGCCACUAGAUCUUCUGCACAAAGCACGAGGGUGGAAGAAGAGGCAGAUUCAGAAAAGACGGAGGAGGACAACCAAUAUGGCAUUGAGGAGGUUGGGGAGGAUCUUGUAAUUCAAGUGGUCACAAAUAAUGCUGCUCGCAAUCUAGUUGAAGGUCAUUUGCUUCAACAUAAGAAGCCUUGCAUAUUUUGGACCCCUUUCGCUACACAUUGCAUAGAUCUUAUGCUUGAGGCCAUUGGUGAGUUGACUACUAUUAAAGGAGUUCUUUCUAAGGCUAAGGAUGUUACAGUCUUCAUGUAUAGUCACACACUUACCUUUAGCAUGAUGCACAAGUUUACAAAGAAGAGAGAGCUAGUGAGGCCUGCUCUCAAUCUAGUUGCAUGUCAUUUGCUUCGACAGAAGAGGCCUCAUAUAUUUUGGACUCCUUACAUUGCACAUUGCAUAAAUCUUAUAUUUGAGGCCAUUGGCUUUAUAUAUGAUACACUUGAAAGGGCUAAGAAGGAGAAUGUAGAGAAUUUGGGCAAUGAUGAGGCCAAAUACAGCCCAAUUUUGGAGAUUAUAGAUAUUAAGUGGGAUAGGCAGCUCCGUAGACCAUUGCAUGCAAUGGGGUAUUACUUGAACCCCAAAUUUUGUUAUGCAGAUGCUUAUAUUGAGGCAAAAGCUACAAUUAUGGAUGGUUUUAAUGAGUUCCUUGAGAAAUUAGUUCCCAAUCCACAUAUCCAAGAUAAGAUAUCAAUUGAAGAGCUCAUUUCAUACAAGUGUGCUUUGAUGUCAUUCGGGAAAAGAUAUGGCACUAAGACAGAGAAACAAGGAUGA